AUGUCGAAUCGUCCUGUAGGUCCAGUGGUUUUGCUGCCUCCAGCCAAGAGGCCCUCGCCUGUCACUCUUGAAGGCCGCACCACCACUCUGAUCCCAUUACGCCCUGAUCACGCCGAGCAGCUUUUCCCACUCGUCGGAGUCAAUGAUGAAGCAAAGGCUGCCUUAUGGGACUACAUGUCUGACGGUCCGUUCAGCGAUGAGUCUUCUUUCCAAGCAGCAAUCACGGCAAAAUCCACAUCCUCGGACCCAUUCUACUUUGUUGUGAUUGACAAUCGGGAUACAACCACUAAAGGCCAGGCAUUGGGCUACAUAUCCUUGAUGAACAUCAUCCCUCAGCAUCUGAGCAUCGAGAUUGGAAAUGUCCUCUUCUCUCCCGCACUACAGCGUACAACCUGCGCCACUGAGGCAGUCUACCUGCUUCUCAAGUACACGAUUGAAGUUCUGGGUUAUCGUCGUGUGGAAUGGAAGUGCAAUGCGCUGAAUGCUCCAUCGCGGCGGGCGGCGCUGAGACUAGGGUUUACGUUUGAGGGGGUCUUUCGGCAGCAUAUGGUGAUCAAGGGGAGGAGUCGGGAUACGGCCUGGUUUUCUCUGCUGCGGGAAGAGUGGGAAGAUGCUAUCAAGGAGACCAUGCAGGCAUGGCUGGAGGAGAGUAACUUUGACCAAGAUGGCAAGCAGAAGAAGGGACUGGAAGGAUUUAGGACGAGGAAGCAGGACAAGGCUUGA
Aspergillus clavatus NRRL 1 is the source of this 723-nucleotide messenger RNA. Its product is annotated as GNAT family N-acetyltransferase. Gene Ontology annotation, molecular function: protein-N-terminal-alanine acetyltransferase activity; protein N-terminal-serine acetyltransferase activity. The record is from RefSeq and is a predicted model, not a curated record. Bases 1 to 723 code for a protein of 240 amino acids. The transcript has a single exon. NCBI's taxonomy places the organism in Eukaryota, Fungi, Ascomycota, Eurotiomycetes, Eurotiales, Aspergillaceae.